AUGACAGCAUCAAGAGACCAUCUUGCCGACCUCGACCGGCACAUGCAGCUGCUCGAAGGCAAGGUCAAUCAGCUUCACGCAUCUCUGACCCACUGGCAACAAACCUACUUUGAGUAUGCUGCACUCAAAGAGGAGGUCGACAGCCUGCCCAAGGAUCCAUCUCCCCGCACGGAGCUUGAUCGUAUUCGUCGCGACUAUGACGGCACCCUCAUCACCAAGAAAGAAAUCAACGAGAUCUUUGGCGAAAAGGAUCUCAAGGAAGCGGAUCAGAUCUCCAAUGUCCUCGGUCGCCGCCUCGACUAUGUCGAGAAAAACGUCGAUACGCUGACGAAGCUUGUCGAAACCGAAGAGAACAAACUCGCGGCGGCAAAAGUCAUCGCCAACCCUGACGGCGGCACCGAUGAAGAGACUGGCCUUCCCAUCACCGACAUCAUUGAGGAGCUGGAUGAAGAAGACAAUGUCGUUCAGUACCGCCUGCAGAGCGGAGGCGAGGUCAGCAAGAGAGUCGAGGAAGCCCUCAAGAGGGCUGGGGUUGAGAAGCUCCCCGAGACCGAGGCCGAUCUUUCCCAGUCACAAACCGUCUCCAGCACCACAAAAGAAAAGCCAGUAGUCGAGCAACAACCUGCUGCUGCUGUCUCUGCCUCUGCUGCCUCCGCGACCGCCAGCGAAUCCUCGAGCACGGCACCCACCACCCCAUCUACGAGCUCGGCAAAGAGUGUCACGUUUGCCGACGAUACCAACUCCGCCGACCAGUUGCCGACCACAGCCGAAGAACUCAAGGAGCUCAUGCAAAAGGUCAAGGAACAGGAGGCAAUGGACAUGUCUAAAGCUGUGAGACCCGAGGACGAGCCGGAGGACGAAAGCCAGUUGCGCGCCGACAUGCUUCAGUACAUGCAGGAGGAACUCCAUCCCAUCGUGGCCGAACUCGAGAUCGACGAAGGGUCCACCGAGGAUGAGUACGCGGAUUGGGAUGAGUACGAGGAGGAGCUUGAGGAGGAAGACGACGAUGACGAGGACGAGUUUGGUCGCUCCAAGCACAGCGUGAUCACCAGUGAUUACAUCCAGCGUAUGCAGGAGCUUGAGAAGCGCUUGGGCUUUAAGUCUGCGUUCACUGUCGAGCGUCAGAAGCCGCAGCAACCGGAUGACGAAGAUCGCAAGGAUGCUGGUGGCGGUUACAUCACUGUCUCCAAGGGGAAGGCAAAGGAGAAGAAAGGUGUGCGGUUCGCCACUGAACUGGACAUUGCCCCUGAGGAAGAGACCCAGUGGGCUGUAAAGUCGAAGCCCGGUACGCCAAAGGUGCCCUUGGUCAAUCCCAUUGGGGAUAUUGUAGAACAUGGAGCUGCGGUCAGUGCCCCGAUAGUGCACGAGCAAGAGUUGGAAGAACCAGAGCCUCCCAAGCGUGUGUCGCGGUUCAAGAAAGAACGUGCAUCAACCGGAAAGGCUGCUGCUCCGGCCGUGGCAUCCCCGCCUCCUGGUCCCCUCCAGCUGCCUCAGCGUUUCCGCGAGUCUCAUUCUACCCCUCCUACCGAGCCCACACCUCCCGAGGAUCAGAUUCUGGCCAACCAGGUUGUCGAGAGAAGUGUCUCGUCUGCGCCGCAGGAGCCGGAUGACAUGGACGAUGAGCUCCUGUACCGGGCGGCGGCGGUUGAGUACAACCGGUUGCGGAAUCGCAUGAUCCAGAAGGAGGGAGGCUUCAUGAAGCCGGAGGAGGAACAGCCCAUCGUCCCGCUGGAUGAGGAAGAGGGCGGUCCGCCGCGCAUGAGCAGAUUCAAGGCGGCUCGGUUGGCCAGAUCAUGA
Molecule: messenger RNA, 1797 nt
Organism: Sordaria macrospora k-hell
Lineage: Eukaryota; Fungi; Ascomycota; Sordariomycetes; Sordariales; Sordariaceae
Biological process (GO): negative regulation of phosphatase activity; negative regulation of transcription by RNA polymerase II
Molecular function (GO): chromatin binding; phosphatase inhibitor activity; transcription corepressor activity
Source: RefSeq, a predicted model, not a curated record